Molecule: messenger RNA, 1977 nt
Organism: Cotesia glomerata
Lineage: Eukaryota; Metazoa; Arthropoda; Insecta; Hymenoptera; Braconidae
Product: zinc finger protein 229-like
Exons: 5
Coding region: 1-1674 (557 amino acids)
Biological process (GO): regulation of transcription by RNA polymerase II
Molecular function (GO): RNA polymerase II cis-regulatory region sequence-specific DNA binding; DNA-binding transcription factor activity, RNA polymerase II-specific
Source: RefSeq, a predicted model, not a curated record
AUGAUGAUGGAAGUUCAGCAACAACACUCGCCGGUUGUUGUCGGACCACUGGAUUUUUCGCGACGCGGAGUUGCUGAAGCGUCGGCAUUUCGGGUUGUUAAACCCAAACAACCCUUCUCGAUUGUUAAUCAACAAACUAUUUCUGAAAAUAAUAAUAAUAAUCACACUACGAAUAAUAACAAUAAUAAUAAUAAUAACAAUAACAGUAAUAAUACUAAUAACAAUAACACUAAUGAUGAUAAAAAUAAUAAUAGUGAAAAUAUACAAGAAAAUUCGGCGAUUAAUGAACGUGAAGAAUGUAACGUCAGACUAAUGUUCCCAAGGCUAUGGGCUCCUUUCAAUACCUUAUCAGGAACCACGAAUCUACCGUCGUUCGUCAAAAAUAAUUCAACACGAUUAUCGUUUGGCGUGGGUCGUUUAGUAGGAUCUCCAUCACCAAGAAGUCAAUCGCCAUCGCACUCCCUGGGUCCAUCAUCACCACGGCCAUCGCGGGACCCAGAGAUCGACAUCGAUGUAGAAGAAGACGAGGAAGAAGACGAAGAAGUGGAUGUCGACGUUGAGGAAGUGGGCGACGAGGAUGAAACAGAGAUAAAGGGUGGAUCCAGUGAAAGAGAUUUUUCAUCGCGAUCAACUCACUCAACUCCGUCACCGUCGCGGUCACUAAUUCGCGGAUCUUCAUCGCCGUCAUCAAGUAUUCGGCCACCUAGAAAAUCUGGUGAUAGUUUCAGUGUUUCGGCACUACUAAGGCCAGAUCCUCCGGCCAGCCAACGAACUUCUUCCUCGGACGAUUCUUCUUCAGCAGCGACAACUGUUGCACGCCAUCAACCUGGUCCUACAACGGUGGCCGCGGUUGCAGCUGGAAUCGGUUUAUACCCACCGUUACAUCUCCAAAGCGGAUUAUUACCGCCUCAUCCACAUCAUCCGCUGUCUUACCUCCAUCCGCAACUAAUUCCUCAUCAUCUUUUACCGCCGCAUUUACAUCCCCUUCUAAGAACGGUUCACCCAGCGCACCCAGGACUUCAUUCAGCUCACUCGACUCAUGGUCUUCAUCAUCCACAUCCGCUCGGUGAUGUUUACAGUUGUGUUAAAUGUGAUAAAAUGUUCAGUACGCCUCAUGGUCUUGAGGUACACGCAAGAAGGUCGCACAAUGGUAAACGUCCGUUUGCGUGUGAAUUGUGUAAUAAAACGUUUGGCCACGAGAUAAGUUUAACCCAGCAUCGCGCCGUGCAUUCUGCUGAAAAAGUGUUUGAAUGCAAGCAAUGUGGAAAGUCAUUCAAAAGGUCAAGUACGCUGAGUACACAUCUGCUUAUUCAUUCAGACACUCGGCCGUAUCCUUGUCAAUUUUGUGGCAAACGAUUUCACCAGAAAAGUGACAUGAAAAAGCACACUUACAUUCACACAGGAGAAAAACCCCACAAGUGUCAGGUAUGCGGGAAAGCAUUUUCUCAAAGCAGCAAUCUAAUAACUCACUCUAGGAAGCAUACAGGCUACAAACCAUUCGCUUGCGAGCUCUGCAAUCGCGCGUUUCAGCGUAAAGUCGAUCUCAGAAGGCACCGGGAAACGCAGCACGCCGAAUUAGGGACCGCAAAUUUACCAACGGUUUCACAUCGAGUGUCCAUUGUCAAUAUCACUCAGAAUAAUAUUGUUGCAGCAAAUUCAUCAAUGAUUCAGUAGAUUCUUUAUUAGUGAUUAAUGAUAAAUAACAGUAAAAAUGAUAAUAAUAAAAAUACUAAUAAUAAUUAUGAUAAUAUUGAUUUAAUUAUCUACAUAAUUAUCACUGUAUCAUAAAUCAUUGCAAUUAAAUAAUAAAUAUAAAAUUUUAAAUGUGUUGUCAGGAUCAAAUUCUAUCGACACAAGUGAUCUUUAUAAAUUAUAGAACUAGUGUGAAAUUUGAUGCUUACUUCGAUAACCAAAGAUUAAUUGUAUACUAUGAACUUUCUUUUAUCUAAUUAAAUUCAAUAAUGAACAAUAUAAUAA